GAGCGACUGGAGAAAGUGGGAUGGAGGGAGGACGGAAGGGUCCGGAGAAAAGAUGGGAGGAGGAGGGAAGACCUAAGAGCCUGUCCUCCGGGUGCUGGGUUACGGGGCAGUGUCGCGCCGCUUUCCGGGCCCUUCCUAGCGGGCGCGGGCAGCUGUCCGCACCAAUUCAGUCGUGGGUUUCCCGCCCAGGUGUAGACGUGAAAGGGUUAAGUUGGCUGACGCUGGGUGGUUUCCUGCGAGCGUAGAGCCGUGGGGGAUGUGGUUCAUUUAGUGAAGAAACACAAGAUCUGGAGAUCUGGCUUGUACUUUUUUUUUUUUCCUUUGACCGGAGGCCAUGGCUUAAUCUCUUCAACCGGUCUCCUCACCUGUGAAAUGAGGCGGUUGGCCUCAGUCUGUAAUUUUUGAGGCCUCUUUCAGAACUGCCAGUCUGUGAUUCCUGCCUCCCAGGAACUUACCUUUUAUCAUUCUCCUGAAUGGGACAAGAGAGCCUUUGAAUAAUGGACAUGUUUUACACUUGGGUUGGGCACGCUGCUGUGGAGUUAAUGCCGCUUGCCCUCAUUAGGAUUAAUUGUUCGUGGGUAGAAUUUGUUUCAUUCUUGAGGUCAUCUGCACAUUCUGACUGGGAAAAGAUGGUCAACGUCUUGAAAGGAGUGCUUAUAGAAUGUGAUCCUGCCAUGAAGCAGUUUCUGCUGUAUUUGGAUGAGUCCAAUGCCCUGGGGAAGAAGUUCAUCAUUCAAGACAUUGAUGAAACGCAUGUCUUUGUAAUAGCAGAGUUGGUUAGUGUGCUCCAGGAGCGAGUGGGUGAAUUAAUGGACCAAAAUGCUUUUUCGCUUACCCAGAAGUGAAAAUACUAGAUAUUGGCCACUUAGGAAUUAUAAGCAGCAAAUGUGAAAGAUUUACUUGCUUAGGAGCCUGCUGUGGGAAAGACGGAGGGAUCAUUUGCCCAGAAAAAGCCCCCUGAACUGAUUUUUUUGUACCCUAGAAUUAAAAAAAAAAACAACAAAAAAAACCUUUAACAGUUGGCUGUAAUUUGACUUAUUAUCCUUUAUUAAAAUAUAAAUGUUUAUA
Lemur catta (Ring-tailed lemur) is the source of this 1068-nucleotide messenger RNA. It is a transcript of the gene GTF2H5, whose product is annotated as general transcription factor IIH subunit 5. Lineage: Eukaryota; Metazoa; Chordata; Mammalia; Primates; Lemuridae. The transcript is spliced from 3 exons. Gene Ontology annotation, cellular component: transcription factor TFIIH holo complex; transcription factor TFIIH core complex. Bases 498 to 845 code for a protein of 115 amino acids. The record is from RefSeq and is a predicted model, not a curated record. Gene Ontology annotation, biological process: transcription by RNA polymerase II; transcription initiation at RNA polymerase II promoter; nucleotide-excision repair.